UUGUAACGUUCGGUCGCAAAGUCGUCGGAGUAGGAUCGAUCGCGCAGCCACAAAAAAGUAGUUAAUCCAAACGAAUAUGGCUAGUUGUAGCUGCGGUUCGCGAGUUUUGUGCGUUUAAAUAUGUUUAAUUUUUAUGUGUUUCUAUUGGAUAACGGUUGCAGUGACUGGCGAUAACGUAAUCGCGUGUUGAAAUAAAAGAUUCUACCUGGAAUAAGUGAUUAUUUUGACGUAGCGCAAUGACGGAAAAAGUUCGUUACCUGCUGCGGCAGUUGUAGCCUUUGAGAAGCUCUCAGUGCUGAAGGAAGAUUUGCCUGCCUGGGAUUGUGUGUGCGGUGCGCGGAAGGUCUUCGGGAAGAGAAUCGGAAAACGGAAAAGAAGGGCAGAGGGUCCUAACCUCGAUUUUAAGUACGGGAUGGUCCUUUUUCCUCGUGUGUGUUUACAGGAGGGCUUGUAAGUGUGUUAGUGUUACCGGGAUCGUAAGAUCCGUCGCUCGAUGCUAAGUUUUUUUCUUCGUGGAAUCCUUGAGGAAUGUGUAAUAAUCGCCGUAUUUUGAUAAGAAUAUUAUGGUCAAUAAUUUCGUGAUUUUUGGAAGCAGCAAUAUCAUAUUAUGAAAGAAUCAGUGAACGGUGACAAGAAGCUGCCCGUCGAAAGUCACCACCGUAGACAGUUGGACACUUGCAACGGAUCUGCUGACCGAGUGGACCAUAAGAGUUGGUCAAUUGAACAGAAGGCGACAGAGGUGGUUGUUAAAACUGAAACAAUUUCCUCGACCAAAGCGGGAUUGCCAUUGCAUUCCAUCGAGAAUAGGGACUCGACAGCAAAGAUGGAUCACUCCGCCAGUGACAAAAGCAAGUGUGAAGCCAUGUCGAUAUCGCCACCACCUACGCGGGAACAAGUGCGCGUCUGUCUGGUCGGUGCGGUUGCCCACGACAAAGCCACCCUGGCCGCGGCCCAGUCGUUAAAAUUACCGUUCGUCCUGUCGGAAACGGGAGCCGAAUACCUGACCGAUACCAGCAUCGUCACAUACUUUGUCCUAAAUCAUUUCGAUGGUCCAGUGUACGAAACGAUCUACCGUUGCAAGCAUAGAAUCCUUGGUCCACCGGCUCUGCAGCAGGCUGCACGAAGCGGUGAAGGAAUCCCACACAACAACCGUCCAAUCUACAACUAUUGCAUGCGGGGCGUCAUUACGUGUUUCACCGGGAUUCGCAAGAAGGACGAGCUGACCCGGCUCGUAGACCUCAUUCACUCGAUGGGAGGAUCAAUCCGAAAGGACAUGAACACCAAGGUGACUCACCUUAUUUGCAAUACAACCGGAGGUGAAAAAUAUCAAUAUGCAAUGACCUUCCGACUGGCGGUGGUCCGCCCGAGCUGGGUCGUGCAAGCGUGGCAGAACCGGAACGAUUCGAACUUUGUCGCCAACGUGGAAGAGUUCACCAAAAGCCAUCGCUUGAAAGCAUUCGAGGGGCAAAAGAUUUGCUUCUUCGGUUUUCCGCCGGAGGAGCACCAGCACAUGGUCGAUGUGUUGAAAAUGAACGGAGGCAUUCCAGCGGAUCUGGAGGAUCCGGAGUGUUCGCAUGUGGUCAUGUCCAAUACGGGUGAGCAUUUCGCCGACGCUUUGCUACCGAAUGCAGCCUCCCCGAAAGAUAAGACCAGCUCAUCGUCAACAUCGUCGUCGUCUCCGGCAUCACCAGGUGGAGGAGAUAGCAAUUUGAACGAGCCAAAUACUCCCCGCAUGGAGGGAAAAUUGGUUGAGAAGCAGGAAGCAUUCAUUAGGCGACUAAAUGAGUGUCAAGUAGACGACGACGGGGCAGAGGAAGGUGUUGGCAUGUUGAAUCCUUUGCCGGCAUUAACGGAGGAGAGCGAAACCAGUGCUAGUGGCAGCCGAGUGGAUCAUAUGAGUAUAGCUGAGAAUGAAAACAAUUUGAACAAAGGUUGCGAACAGCACAAUCAGUUGGACGUUUCUCCGAUAAGAUUCAUUGAUGAAAAUGCUGAAAGUUCAGUUCCCAGAAAUUCGAGUUCGACACCGGAGAGCUCGGAAAAGAUGGAUGGUGUCGUGCUGAUUUCCGGAGAGGAGAAUGAAUUCCUCAAUCCGAAUAAUAUUUCACCGAUUUUGAAGGUGAACAGAGCCAUUGAUGAAUCGCUGAAGAAGAUAGUCGAGGAAGAUGAAGACGACGAGGACGAUGUAGACGAUUACAUCAUUGCCAACAAAGAUGCUCUGAAGCGAAAGCGUCAGGAAGAUAGUUUCGAUGAUAUUUCGAUCAUAUCCACUGACUCAUUUGCAACGAGUGUAGUAUACGGAUCGGCCAAAAAGCCGAAACUGCUCCGGACGGGAUCUAUUACGAGAGGCCUUCGUAGAAGUAUGAGCUUUGCUGCAAUCAAGACACCAAUCGCCUCCAUGCUUCGCUCCCGAAGAAACUCAGUUGAUCCGAAUUCUUCCAUCAGCUCCAUGGCUUCCAUCGAAACCACUUUCAAUGAAUCGAUCAAAAAACCGGUCAAGGAAAAGUUGCGCAGCAUUCGGGAUAAGAUCACCAAAAGUAGCAAGAAAGAAACCCCGAAAUCAAUCAAAAAUAAAGGUUUGAUCACAUCUGCCAAUUUAGACAGCUUGAAGAAGGUCUGCACAUUCAAAACGGACAAGAGUGUCGUCAGCACUCCGGAACAUUCGAAGCAUCCGGACAAGACCGAGGUGGAUUUCAAAACACCGAUCGCUCCCCCUCCGUAUCCCAGUAGCUCUUCCUCGUCAAAAGUAAAAAAGAAGAACAUCUUCUACCGACACUCGAUGAUUGUCAGCGGUUCGAGCGGCCUAACAUUGUCAGACGCACAGCCGUCGGUAACGCCAAUUCUCCCCUUCAGUGAACCGAAAGAUGACGAAUUGGCCAAGAUGCUGCCAAUAAUAAUCACGACCGAUCUGAAUGAAACUGUCACAACAACAGUUGAAGCGGGUGGUCAAGAUUUGGAUGCCACCACGAUCCUAGGAGCAGCAGCAGCAACCACUACGGUUGUCGAUGAGCACGUAGUAACUUCCAAACCUGAACCGAAAAAUACGAAAACGCAUAUCGUGAAAGCGGAUUGGUUCUGGUACACGAUACAGAAUGGUUACGCCGACGAGGGCUACUACCUUUUUGGAGAUUAUCUCGAUAGUAUAGCAAAUACACCGGGAGCAGAUAGGAGGGAUUCGCUUCCGAUUAGCUUCAACAAGCGUAAACGAAAACGCCUAUCGCAUCGGACACCGGCCGGCGAAGGAACACCCCUAGGUACGGGCAAACGUCGAUCUUCAGUGUCGGAUGCCGGACUGCUGUCCGUAUCCGGCAGUUUCCUCGAUUGCACAACCAGUCCGGACAAACAUGAAGGCAGCAAAAAGAACGUCAUUGCCGAAGCGGUUGACGUUUCCAUUGAUCAACCGAUCAAGAGUCAAUCGAUGCGGCAUAAUCACUUUAUGGACUUCUUCCACACUGAAUCGAACUACGUGGGGAUUUUGGAUACGAUCGUUAAUCUCUUCAAGGUGCCCCUGGAGGAUAUGGCGGAGAAGGAUCCGGAGAACGCACUGCUCAACAAAUCGGAGCUUAAGUCGAUCUUUAGCAAUUUCCUACCGAUUCACGACGUCCACAAGCGGAUGCUGAAUCAGCUGAAGGAGAUCCACAACAAAUGGGCCGAGGAGCAUCUAAUCGGACAGAUCAUCCUCGACUAUCGGGAUGAUCUGAUCAAGGCCUAUCCACCGUACGUGAACUUUUUCGAACACAUGAAAGAAACACUGCUACAGUGCGAUGCAGGAAACCCGCGGUUUCAUGCGUUCCUCAAGAUCAACCAGGCCAAACCGGAGUGUGGCCGCCAGACGUUGCAGGACUUGAUGAUUCGGCCUGUGCAACGGUUACCAAGUAUUAGUUUGCUGCUUAAUGACAUUUUGAAACAUACCGCAAAGAACAACCCAGAUAACAGGAAGUUGGACGAAGCCCUGAAAGCAAUCAAAGAAGUGAUGACCCACAUCAACGAAGACAAGCGUAAAACCGAAGGUCAACUUGCGAUGUUCGAUAUCUUCAACGACAUUGAUAACUGUCCGCCCCAUCUAGUAUCGUCCCAUCGGCACUUUGUGUCGCGGUGUGAAGUCACCGAGCUGACCGAUAGCCUCAGUGGUCGGGGAGACUCGUUGAUGCUGUUUCUGUUUAGCGACACGCUGGAAGUGUGCAAGAAACGAUCACGAGCAUUCAACAACACCAAAUCACCCAGUACAAAUGGUCUCAACUCGACCCGUUGUCAAACGACGAAACCGUACAAGCACGUCAAACUGAUGCCACUGAGCUCGAUCCGGUUGGUGGUUAACAUCCAGGACAGCCCGCGAGCGUUCGCGUUAAACUGCAGGGCAAACGCCGAUAACAAGGACCGGCUGCAUUCGUUCAGUAUCUGCGACGAGGAGAAGGAUAAAAUUAUCUACCUGAAGAGCUUGUGCAAGCAGCUGGCGGAGAACGCGUGCAAAGCGGACGCGGAAAAAUUUAUGCUCAACUGCGAGUCGGAGGAGUUGGGUAUCGAUGUCAGCGACAUCAAUGUGGGAACGCUGUCGAAAGCGUUCAAGUUUGCCACCAGGACGAGGCUGAGGGUUGGCCGUGCUUUCUCCUUCAACAAGACCCCGUCGAAGCUGAAACGUGCCGUCUCAACGAUGAUGACAUCCCCCUUUGGCAGUACCCAAUCGCUGACCCCGGCCUCCCAGUUGGCGCAGAUGAAACUGGCAAGCUGUACGAACAUAAACGAAGUCGGUGAAGAGUCGUCCGAGACGGAUUCAAAGGCGUCCUCAUCACCGUCGUCGGCGUCGGAAAUCCUGCUGGCACCGAUGUCCGUCCAACCAACCCGCAAAAACAAGAAUCCACCGAUGUCGAUAGCGGCGCUACGGCGUCUCUGAAAAAAGAAAGAAAGAAGAAAACAAAUCAAACCAAGCAGAUGCGACGAAAGCAAUCCUCAUACUGUGCUCAUUAUGGGUAGCAUGUUGCCGUUCCGGUUUCGUCUUUUGUAUGUUGUGAUUUUAUUUUACGAUUUUUCCAACCCUGGUCAUCCGUCGAUUUCGGUACACAAGAAGCAGAAAGGUAGUAAGAUGCAGAGAAAGAGAGACAGACAGUGAAAUAUAUAGAAAAUAUUGUGCCAACAUCACACAAUCACGGAAAUGUCCUCGAUUUUUUGUUGUGUGGGCUCCAGAAAGGAAGCUUUUGUUUCACCUUUUUUCCUUGGAGAUAGGGAAUGAAAAGAGGUUGUUGUUUUAUGCUUCUUGGGCUGGGCGAGAAUGCUACUAGAAACGUGUAUAAAGACAAAGAGUGCAGCUUCCCUGAGCAUGGGGAUUUGCGAGAUAAUCAGCGAGGAAAGCUUCGGAGAAAAAUAUGUUGUAAAUAUUUUGUCCCCCAUUGGAUUUUUGAGCGAGUGAGAGAAGAGCGCAGCUGUGUAAUAGCAUAAGGUGAAUAGAAUUGCUUCUCCUCUUUUAUCUGCUAGGUAUAAGACCCUCUGUCCUUAGUUACGUAUUAUCUGUAUGUGUACGUCGGUCGUGUGUUAAGCCAGGUGAUUAUAAUAAUAGUUAGGUUUUGUGCACCAGCAGAAUCAAAAGAGAAAACAAGACAAAAAGACAAUAGGAGAAAACGCGUCCUUUCGCGAUCUGAGAUUUUGAAGUAUCAAGAGACUAGACGUAAAAAUUUAAUGGCAUUAAAUUCGAGAUAGCAUACAUACAUGAUAGGUACUGUCAGGUUGUUUGAGUUUGUGCUGGAAUGCUUUUGAUGUAGACCAUUUAUAAAAAAUAUUGUGAACGAGUGAACUGAGCGAUAAUAUAGCAAGAUGAAGGGAUACUUUUAUCCUUUUAUGUAA
Molecule: messenger RNA, 5832 nt
Organism: Ochlerotatus camptorhynchus
Lineage: Eukaryota; Metazoa; Arthropoda; Insecta; Diptera; Culicidae
Gene: pbl
Product: epithelial cell transforming 2 pebble
Exons: 13
Coding region: 608-4888 (1426 amino acids)
Biological process (GO): activation of GTPase activity; nervous system development; mitotic cytokinesis
Cellular component (GO): cell cortex; nucleus
Molecular function (GO): guanyl-nucleotide exchange factor activity; GTPase activator activity
Source: RefSeq, a predicted model, not a curated record